CGGCGGCGGCGGCGGCGGCAGUGGCAGUCGCCGGAGGAGCAUCAUGCCGAGGAGGAAGCAGCAGGCGCCCCGGCGCGCAGCAGCCUAUGUUUCCGAUGAGUUAAAGGCUGCCGCCCUGGUAGAGGAAGAUAUAGACCCCGAGGAGAGCACGGCAGAUGGGGAGCCCUCGGCCAAGUACAUGUGCCCGGAGAAGGAGCUCGGCAAGAGCUGCCCCAGUUACCAGAACUCCCCGGCGGCUGAGUUUUCUAGCCACGAAAUGGACAGCGAGUCCCACAUCAGUGAGACCAGUGACCGGAUGGCCGACUUUGAGAGCGGCUCCAUCAAGAACGAAGAGGAGACCAAGGAGGUGGCGGUCCCCCUGGAAGACACGACCGUGUCGGACAGCCUGGAGCAGAUGAAGGCCGUGUACAACAACUUCCUCUCCAACUCCUACUGGUCCAACCUGCACCUCAACCUGCACCAGCCGUCGUCGGAGAAGAACAAUGGCAGCAGCAGCAGCAGCAGCAGCAGCAGCAGCAGCUGCGGCAGCGGCAGCUUCGACUGGCACCAGAGUGCCAUGGCCAAGACCCUGCAGCAGGUGUCGCAGAGCCGCGUGCUGCCCGAGCCCAGCCUCUUCAGCACCGUGCAGCUGUACCGGCAGAGCAGCAAGCUCUACGGCUCCAUCUUCACGGGCGCCAGCAAGUUCCGCUGCAAGGACUGCAGCGCCGCCUAAGACACGCUGGUGGAGCUGACUGUGCACAUGAACGAGACGGGGCACUACCGUGACGACAACCACGAGACCGACAACAACAACCCCAAGCGCUGGUCCAAGCCCCGCAAACGCUCCUUGCUGGAGAUGGAGGGGAAGGAGGACGCCCAGAAGGUGUUGAAGUGCAUGUACUGCGGCCACUCUUUCGAGUCUCUCCAGGACUUGAGCGUCCACAUGAUCAAAACGAAACACUACCAAAAAGUGCCUCUGAAGGAGCCCGUCACUCCCGUCACAGCCAAAAUCAUCCCUGCCGCCCGGAAGAAGGCUUCACUGGAACUGGAGCUCCCCAGCUCCCCGGAUUCCACGGGCGGGACCCCCAAGGCUGUGAUGUCGGACACCAACGAUGUGCUUCAGAAGAACUCCAACCCCUACAUCACGCCAAAUAACCGGUACGGCCACCAGAAUGGGGCCAGCUACGCGUGGCACUUUGAAGCCCGGAAGUCCCAGAUCCUAAAGUGCAUGGAGUGCGGCAGCUCCCACGAUACCCUGCAGGAGCUCACCGCCCACAUGAUGGUCACCGGCCACUUCAUCAAGGUCACGAACUCAGCCAUGAAGAAGGGGAAGCCCAUCAUGGAGACGCCCGUCACGCCCACCAUCACAACCCUGCUGGACGAGAAGGUGCAGUCCGUGCCCCUGGCUGCCACCACCUUCACGUCUCCCGCCAACACCCCCGCCAGUGUCUCCCCGAAACUGAAUGUGGAGGUCAAGAAGGAGGUCGACAAGGACAAGGUGGUCCCCGACGAGAAGCCCAAGGAAAAGGAGAAGCCCUGUGAAGAAGAGGAGAAAUACGACAUCUCUUCCAAGUACCACUAUUUGACUGAGAACGACUUAGAGGAGAGUCCCAAGGGGGGACUGGAUAUCCUGAAGUCCCUGGAGAACACCGUGACGUCUGCCAUCAACAAGGCACAGAAUGGCACUCCCAGCUGGGGGGGCUACCCCAGCAUCCACGCUGCCUACCAGCUCCCCAACAUGAUGAAGCUGUCCCUGGGCUCGUCGGGGAAGAGCACGGCCCUGAAACCCAUGUUCGGCAACAGCGAGAUUGUGUCUCCCACGAAAAACCAGACCCUGGUCUCUCCUCCCAGCAGCCAGACCUCGCCCAUGCCCAAGACAAACUUUCACGCCAUGGAGGAGCUGGUGAAGAAGGUCACUGAGAAAGUCGCCAAAGUGGAAGAGAAGAUGAAGGAGCCAGAGGGCAAGCUAUCUCCGCCAAAGCGAGCCACCCCGUCACCGUGCAGCAGCGAAAUCAGUGAGCCCAUCAAGAUGGAGGCGUCCAGUGACGGGGGCUUCAAAAGCCAGGAAGACAGCCCCAGUCCCCAGCGGGACGGCUGCAAGGAGGGGAGCCCCCCGGCAGAGCCGGUGGAGAAUGGCAAGGAGCUGGUGAAGCCCAUGAGCAGUGGCCUGAGCAGCAGCACGGCCAUCAUCACCGACCACCCGCCCGAACAGCCUUUCGUUAACCCUCUGAGCGCCCUUCAGUCGGUCAUGAACAUCCACCUGGGCAAGGCCGCCAAGCCCUCCCUGCCUGCCCUUGACCCCAUGAGCAUGCUUUUCAAGAUGAGCAAUAGCCUGGCCGAGAAGGCGGCGGUGGCCACGCCUCCGCCCCUGCAGUCCAAGAAGGCGGACCACCUCGACCGCUAUUUCUACCACGUCAACAACGACCAGCCCAUAGACUUGACAAAAGGGAAGAGUGACAAGGGCUGCUCUUUGGGUUCAGUGCUUUUGUCACCCACGUCCACAUCCCCGGCAACCUCCUCAUCCACGGUGACAACGGCAAAGACAUCUGCCGUCGUAUCAUUCAUGUCAAAUUCGCCGCUACGCGAGAAUGCCUUGUCAGAUAUAUCCGAUAUGCUGAAGAACUUGACAGAGAGCCACACGUCAAAGUCCUCCACUCCUUCCAGCAUCUCCGAGAAGUCUGACAUUGACGGGGCCACUCUGGAGGAGGCCGAGGAGGCAACGCCCGCGCAGAAGAGGAAGGGCCGCCAGUCAAACUGGAACCCCCAGCAACUGCUGAUCCUCCAGGCCCAGUUUGCCGCCAGCCUCCGGCAGACCUCCGAGGGGAAGUACAUCAUGUCAGACCUGAGCCCCCAGGAGCGCAUGCACAUCUCGAGGUUCACCGGGCUCUCCAUGACCACCAUCAGCCACUGGCUGGCCAACGUGAAAUACCAGCUUCGAAGGACAGGUGGAACAAAGUUCCUCAAAAACUUGGACACCGGCCACCCCGUGUUCUUUUGUAAUGACUGUGCGUCGCAAAUCAGGACUCCUUCCACGUACAUCAGUCACUUGGAGUCACACCUGGGCUUCCGGCUCCGGGACUUGUCCAAACUGUCCACCGAACAGAUUAACAAUCAAAUAGCACAAACCAAGUCGCCCUCAGAAAAAUUGGUGACAUCCUCCCCGGAGGAGGACCUGGGGACCUCCUACCAGUGCAAACUUUGCAAUCGGACCUUUGCGAGCAAGCAUGCCGUUAAACUUCACCUUAGCAAAACACACGGGAAAUCCCCAGAAGACCACCUUCUGUACGUUUCUGAGUUAGAGAAGCAGUAGCAUUUGCUUUUGAUUAAAAUGACUGUAAUUUGCUUUGAGGGAAACUGUUGCAGGCACCUUAAGGCCCUUCUGUCUUGUUCUUGGCACAUGUUCUUAUUUUAACUGCAGAGAAUCACUCUGGGCAGGACUGUUUUGUAUAACUGUACAGUGUUUAAUAGAGGUGCAUAAUCAGCUGUUGUUACUGGUAAAAUAUGAAGGUUAAGACGCAGUGGUAAGUGUUUGGAACUUUGUGUAAAUGGGAUUUAGUUGUGAGCAUCCCCCGAUGCUUCAAGCUGCAUGCAUUAACAGACAGUUUAAUUAAGCAUUUAUAACGAAAUCGGGCACACUUUUUCCACGCGGCUCGAGUGUGCUGGCAUUUCUCACCCUUUCAUCUUUAGCCCUCUGAGUACUUUGAAGCACUUUUGCAUUAAUUUGGUUAAAAAAUAAAAUAAAAGAAUAAUAAUGUAUGAAAGCUCUGUUUUUUAAACUCCUUACCAGCUUAGUUAUAAUUAAUAAUAUGAACCUCCAUUUAUGCAGGUCUGCAGGGGUAUAUAACACGCCUUGAAAUUUAAAAGAAUAUUAUUUUCACAUUGAAACAUAGAUGUAUAUAUUGUAUAGAUUUCAGACUCUCUUAUGAAAAAUGUGAUUGUGGUUAAAAAUGACCUUUUUUCCUGCAUUUAUAGCAACAGUGUUUUAUGUACCUGCUAUGCUCUGGGCAUAAACCGUGCCUAUGUAUAGUGUAUAUUUCUUUUUCUUUUUUUUUUAAGUCUAUGGGUUUUGUUUGUUUUUUUUUUACAUGCAAACAUUGUAAAUUAUACAGAAGAUACCACAGAUAGCAUUUAUAAAGUAUACAGAAACAUUAUCUGAAAGCAAAGUAUGAUUCUCUGUUUUGCUAUACAGUACAUCUAUAUUGAUAGAGGUUCAUGUUUAAAUUAUACAUAUUUAUUAGCAUCAUGUUAUCAUUUGUUUUGAGCAGUCUGAAUAAACGAGGCCAGGAAAUACAUCCGUGGCGGGCAUCAUAAAUAUUUUGCACAUGAUUUUUAAAGGUAUUUAUUAGAAGUCCAAGAACGCUCAAAAUAAACUCAGUGCUCAAAGGGUUAAGUCUAUUUGAAAAGGCAAAAAAAAAAAAAAA
This is a messenger RNA of Hyaena hyaena (striped hyena), 4400 nucleotides long. It is a transcript of the gene TSHZ3, whose product is annotated as teashirt zinc finger homeobox 3. The record is from RefSeq and is a predicted model, not a curated record. Gene Ontology annotation, molecular function: DNA-binding transcription factor activity, RNA polymerase II-specific; DNA binding. The transcript has 2 exons. Gene Ontology annotation, biological process: regulation of transcription by RNA polymerase II. NCBI's taxonomy places the organism in Eukaryota, Metazoa, Chordata, Mammalia, Carnivora, Hyaenidae. Gene Ontology annotation, cellular component: nucleus.